This is a messenger RNA of Hyaena hyaena (striped hyena), 1143 nucleotides long. It is a transcript of the gene C1QBP, whose product is annotated as complement C1q binding protein. The coding region runs from base 82 to 903 and encodes 273 amino acids. Gene Ontology annotation, biological process: cytosolic ribosome assembly. The record is from RefSeq and is a predicted model, not a curated record. Lineage: Eukaryota; Metazoa; Chordata; Mammalia; Carnivora; Hyaenidae. Gene Ontology annotation, cellular component: mitochondrial matrix. The transcript is spliced from 6 exons.
CGGGGGCGGGACUUCCGGCGGAGAGUGUUAGGGGAUCUCGGCCCGGGUCGUCCUUCGCCGCCGCACGUGUCCGCCGCCGCGAUGCUGCCUCUGCUGCGUCGCGUGCCCCGCGCGCUGGGCUCCGCCGUCGCCGGGCUCCGCGCCGCGCCCGCCCCGCCGGCCCGGCCUCUGCUGCAGCCCGCGCCGCGGCCGUGCGUGCGGUCCUUCGGGCUGUUCCGAGUGCGCGCCGGCCUCCUGCUCCCCCGCGUGCCCUGCAGCUGCGGCUGCGGCGCGCUGCACACCCAGGGAGACAAAGCGUUCGUCGAGUUCCUGAACGAUGAGAUUAAGGAAGAAAAGAAGAUCCAGAAGCAUGGGUCCCUCCCCAAGAUGUCUGGGGGCUGGGAGCUCGAAGUGAACGGGACAGAAGCCAAAUUAGUGCGGAAGGUGGCUGGAGAGAGGAUCACGGUGACGUUCAACAUCAACAACAGCAUCCCACCCACGUUUGAGAACGAGGAGGAGCCCCCCCCGCAGGGACAGAAGGUGGAAGAGCAGGAGCCUGAACUGACGUCCACUCCCAACUUCGUGGUGGAAGUUAUAAAGAACGGCGGCAAGAAGGCCCUGGUUCUGGACUGUCACUACCCGGAAGAUGAGGUGGGACAGGAAGAGGAAGACGAGAGUGACAUCUUCGCCAUCAGAGAAGUGAGCUUUCAGUCGGUUGGCGAGGCUGAGUGGAAGGACACGAAUUACACGCUCAACACGGACUCCCUGGACUGGGCCUUGUACGACCACCUGAUGGACUUCCUGGCCGACCGGGGCGUGGACAACACCUUCGCCGACGAGCUGGUGGAGCUCAGCACGGCCCUGGAGCACCAGGAGUACAUCACGUUUCUCGAGGACCUGAAGGGUUUUGUCAAGAGCCAGUAGACGGGACGGGACGGUGAGCACGUUACUUUACGGCCGGCUUCGGCCAGGGACGAGCCCGCGCUGCAGCCGGACACGCGCGCUCGCCGGUGGUUUUCCUCCUGAGAUCAUGGAAGAUAAUUCAGAUUUAAAUUAUUUCUGUUGGCCUCUCGUUUACUAUUUGUUUAUUUCUUCAGUAGACUGUCGCUCCCGGAAUUUUGUAUAACGUAAUGACGGACAAUAAAAUUGGUUUAAUUCCUCCAA